This is a messenger RNA of Marasmius oreades (fairy-ring Marasmius), 1815 nucleotides long. It is a transcript of the gene HSP60, whose product is annotated as chaperonin. The record is from RefSeq and is a predicted model, not a curated record. Gene Ontology annotation, biological process: apoptotic mitochondrial changes; mitochondrial unfolded protein response; protein import into mitochondrial intermembrane space. The transcript has 4 exons. Gene Ontology annotation, cellular component: mitochondrial inner membrane; mitochondrial matrix. Bases 1 to 1815 code for a protein of 604 amino acids. NCBI's taxonomy places the organism in Eukaryota, Fungi, Basidiomycota, Agaricomycetes, Agaricales, Marasmiaceae. Gene Ontology annotation, molecular function: ATP-dependent protein folding chaperone; ATP binding; protein-folding chaperone binding.
AUGCACCGCCUGUCGACCACAUCUUCCAGGUCUCUCCGUCGUGCUGCAUCCCAAGCGCCAGCUCUCACGCGAGGUGCUCAUAAGGAGAUCAAGUUUUCAAACGAGGGCAGAGCAAGCAUCCUAAGGGGCGUUGAUACCCUAGCCAACGCGGUCAGUGUCACGUUGGGCCCUAAAGGACGCAACGUUAUCAUUGAACAGUCCUUCGGUGGACCCAAAAUCACAAAAGACGGCGUGACUGUUGCAAAGUCUAUAACGCUGAAGGAUAAGUUUGAGAACCUUGGUGCACGUCUCGUACAAGAUGUCGCCCAAAAAACCAAUGAGAUUGCGGGUGACGGUACCACCACUGCAACUGUUCUCGCCCGUGCUAUCUACUCCGAGGGUGUGAAGAACGUUGCCGCGGGUUGCAACCCCAUGGAUCUUCGUCGUGGUUCUCAGGCAGCCGUGGACCGUGUCGUUGAAUACCUUGCGACGCAAACGAAGACCAUCACCACGACCGCAGAAAUUGCUCAGGUUGCGACAAUUUCUGCCAACGGUGAUACCCAUGUCGGGAAUCUCAUUGCUCAGGCUAUGGAGAAGGUCGGCAAGGAGGGUGUUAUCACCGUCAAGGAAGGAAAGACCAUUGACGAUGAGAUUGAAGUCACCGAGGGCAUGAGGUUUGACCGCGGUUUCAUCUCGCCUUAUUUCAUCACCGACGUCAAGGGCCAGAAGGUUGAGUUUGAGAAACCCCUCAUUCUCCUGAGCGAGAAGAAGAUUUCCGCUCUGCAAGAUAUCCUUCCUUCACUUGAAGCCGCUGUCCAAGCUCGUCGUCCUCUUGUCAUCAUUGCAGAGGAUAUCGACGGUGAAGCACUCGCUGCUUGUAUCCUCAACAAGCUCCGUGGUCAGGUUCAGGUUGCGGCUGUUAAAGCUCCUGGGUUUGGUGACAACAGGAAGAGCAUUCUUGGGGACCUUGCCAUCCUCAGUGGUGGUACCGUCUUCACCGAUGAGCUUGAUAUUAAGCUUGACCGUGCUACUCCCGAUUUACUUGGCUCUACGGGCAGUAUGACGAUCACCAAGGAAGACACUAUCCUCCUCAAUGGAGAAGGCUCAAAGGACGCCAUUCAAUCCCGAUGCGAGCAAAUCCGUGCUCUCAUUGCUGACCCCACUACCUCCGACUAUGACCGCACUCGCCUCCAAGAGCGUCUAGCCAAGCUUUCUGGAGGAGUCGCCGUCAUCAAGGUCGGUGGUUCCAGUGAAGUGGAAGUUAGUGAGAAGAAGGAUCGGUAUGACGAUGCUCUCAACGCCACUCGUGCAGCUGUUGAGGAAGGUAUCCUUCCUGGUGGUGGUGUUGCGCUUCUAAAGGCUAGUUUGAUACUCAGCACCACUUCUCCUGCACCCAACAGUCCUACUGUCCCUUCGUCGUCUGACCACAAGCCCAUUCCUACCGCCAACUUUGACCAAGACCUUGGUGUCUCUAUCAUCCGUCGUGCACUUACCGGACCCGCCCGUGCGAUCCUCAACAACGCCGGUGAAGAGUCUUCAGUCAUUGUCGGCACUCUUCUUGACCCUGCCAAGUACGGUAACAUGGACAAGUUUUCUUGGGGUUACGAUGCUACUAACGGGGAGUAUGUUGACAUGAUCAAAGCUGGUAUUGUUGACCCGUUGAAGGUUGUCCGUACCGCUCUUGUUGAUGCAAGUGGUGUUGCGAGCUUGUUGACGACGAGUGAGGCCUGCAUUGUUGACGCUCCUGAGGUUGAGAAGGCUCCGGGUAUGGGUGGAAUGGGCGGUAUGGGCGGCAUGGGCGGUAUGGGAGGUAUGGGAGGUAUGGGAGGGUUCUAA